Molecule: messenger RNA, 366 nt
Organism: Anopheles moucheti
Lineage: Eukaryota; Metazoa; Arthropoda; Insecta; Diptera; Culicidae
Product: U6 snRNA-associated Sm-like protein LSm6
Exons: 3
Coding region: 98-337 (79 amino acids)
Biological process (GO): maturation of SSU-rRNA; mRNA splicing, via spliceosome
Cellular component (GO): U6 snRNP; U4/U6 x U5 tri-snRNP complex; P-body
Molecular function (GO): RNA binding
Source: RefSeq, a predicted model, not a curated record
CAUUUCUAUUGUUUACAACAAGCAGCAAAAGACCGCACUUUGCAAACGAAAUUAAACAAGAUCUGGUUGAGAAUCAAACCCAGGCGAAAGAUUCACAAUGUCCCGCAAAGAAGCGCUUUCUCAAUUCAUUAACCAAAUCCAUGGCCGGCCCGUUGUCGUCAAACUGAACAGUGGAGUCGAUUACAGAGGUGUACUUGCCUGCCUGGACGGAUAUAUGAACAUUGCGCUAGACCAAACCGAAGAGUACGUAAAUGGACAGCUGAAGAACAAAUAUGGGGAUGCCUUUAUCCGUGGAAACAAUGUGCUGUACAUUUCGACGCAAAAGAGACGAGUGUAAGGGGGGUCAGCUAUCGUAAACAAUAAAAA